GCACAUUAUUGGAACGAUAGGAUGGUAAACAGCUGAGUUGUACGAUGUCUGUGAAAUGGGUUGGCUGCCUGCUCACGUUGCUCCUGAUUUUGACGGGAUUGGAUAGCGCACGGGCCGAAAUAUCAAAUUUGCGGAGAUGUGCGGAUCCGAAGUGCAAAGAGCCCAUUUCAAAGGGCCGUACCAUGAUAGGCUACCCAAGCAAUGAUGAGCAGAUAUUAUCGUUCCCAAUUAAUGCUGAGGUCACUAUAUACAGCAAGGAAGCUGGCAGUAGACUAGACCUUUGGGGUGUUGAGAUUAAAGGCAAAAGAGGAUAUGUACCCAAGCAGUAUAUCAGAGAGCAUAAGGUAUUUGUAUCAAAAUUAGAAUUUGAGGUGCCCACUGAAGGUGCAAGCGACAACGAGGAUUCUGCUGCAGACGAGACUGAAAGUAAUGUAAAGCCAGAAUUGACAGAGAUUCUUGCAGAUGAGAUUGCGCUUAGUGCCGAAGAUGUAGAAUAUAAACGAUUACAGGAAGCUGCCUUGGAGAAGGAAGAAAUCGAUCGACUUGAAGACGAUGAACAAGUUUCCAGUGUGAGUGAUGGUGAAAAUGAAAAUGGUGACCAAGGAAACUUGGAAACAGAGAAACCCUUGCAUGAUAAGUCAGCAGAAAUUGAUGAUAACGAAGAAGAAGAUGAAGGUAAUGAUGGUGGUGAUGAGGAAGAGGAGAAAGAUCCAGACGAGAAGGAGAAUCACAGUGAUUCCACUGACAAUGAGAAACUUGAAAAUAAUGAUGAGAAAUCAAAAGGCACAGGAAGUGAGACAUUGUCUUCUGAUGAAAGUGAGGGUGAUAACCUUGAACCUCAACCCUCAGUUGUACAAGAAGGUGAAGUGGAUGAAGAUACCAAAGGUGAACACACACACACUGAUCAUGAUGCAAGUUCUAAACCUGAGAUCCAGUUUCCACAACUGAUGUGCCUGUGGAUGAAGAAGUUUUGCCCAUCGAUUAUGAAGUUAUAGAUGGUACUACAAUAUAUUUUGAUGAUACAACACCAUUGCCACCAACAGCUGAGGUUGUGAGUCCUGUAAACCUCAUGUCUUCAUCUGUAAUGGAUGAAGAGUAUGUAACUGCACACCCAUCAUUAAAGCUGUCACAAGAAGCUCAUGUUGAAAGUUCAGAAGGUGAAAUUGUAGACAUUUCAGUAACAUCAAUUUUAAGUCUUGAAAUGAGCACUGCAACACUCAUUGAAAGUGGCACUGAGACUGCAGUUACAGAAGCUGUGCUUGAACCAACAGAAGUUUUGCCUUCUGAGGAGGUUGGGCCGGCCACACAGACAGAAGAAGCUGCAAUACCUCUGAACCCAACAUCAUCUUUGUUAUCAGAAGCAACUGCAUCAGUUACCUCUUGGUUUGGAGAUGCAUAUUCUGAAAUUGACGAAAAGGAGAAACUAGGUGAACAGGAUGAAGUGAAUGAAGGUUCUUCUGAGGUGACUAGAAACUCUGAUGGUGAGGAGGAGGAAGAAGUGGAUGAAUUUGAAAAUGAAAAUGGGUUUGGUAGUCCAAAAGCAGAUUCAGUUAUUGAUGGAGCUGAGAUUAUGAGUGAGGAGAAGGAAAGUGAAGGCUUCUUUUCUUCUUGGUUUAGUUCUUCAGAACCAUCUAAGGUAGAGGAAGUUCAUGAUGAAUCUGCUGAUGAUUCAGGCACUACAAAUUCUGACAAAGCAAUUCAUAGAGAGGUUGAAGUAGAAUUGGAAAUAGCUUCUGAUGGAAGUAGUGCUGAAGCACCAAAAGCAGAUCCUGUUGAUAAUGUUACACCCCCUGAAAC
This is a messenger RNA of Macrobrachium nipponense, 1797 nucleotides long. Its product is annotated as transport and Golgi organization protein 1-like. Bases 45 to 995 code for a protein of 316 amino acids. Gene Ontology annotation, biological process: protein secretion; vesicle cargo loading; endoplasmic reticulum to Golgi vesicle-mediated transport. Gene Ontology annotation, molecular function: protein binding. The transcript is spliced from 3 exons. The record is from RefSeq and is a predicted model, not a curated record. Lineage: Eukaryota; Metazoa; Arthropoda; Malacostraca; Decapoda; Palaemonidae. Gene Ontology annotation, cellular component: endoplasmic reticulum membrane; endoplasmic reticulum exit site.